Molecule: messenger RNA, 2004 nt
Organism: Egretta garzetta (little egret)
Lineage: Eukaryota; Metazoa; Chordata; Aves; Pelecaniformes; Ardeidae
Gene: WDR76
Product: WD repeat domain 76
Exons: 12
Coding region: 1-1416 (471 amino acids)
Biological process (GO): regulation of DNA damage checkpoint
Cellular component (GO): nucleus
Molecular function (GO): DNA binding; protein binding
Source: RefSeq, a predicted model, not a curated record
AUGUUUGCUGCACUGCUGAAGGAUGGAUACUCACAGUUGUCGGCUUAUGAAAGGAAAAGACUGAAGAACAUUACAGAAAAUGCUAAAUUCUUUGCUGCUUUAAAGCUGCACGAGUCAGCUGCAAGACUUAACCAAAUUGCAACUAAGAGGCGACCUCAUGUCACCAAAAGAGCUAAGCCGAAAAAGGCAGAAGAUGAAACGGUACGUCGGAGAUCUAUGCGCUUGCAGAGAGUAGAGCCGUCAGGAAUUCCAACGCUGGAGGGGUCUGCCCAGCCAGAAGCAGAGGAAUACCCUCAAGUGCCAGCCGGGCCUUUGCCGAUGGUUCCAGAAGGUGAGAUGGAGAACAGUAAAUUGGCAGAGGACUUACUGGCUACAUGGAUGCGGAUAAGUGAGAUGAAAGCUGAUGAUACUGAAAAGCGCACGCGUGACAUGAAAAGAUACCAGGAGAGCCUGAACAGCAUGGUCCUCAGUGAAGAUAACAUUAAAAAGGUGGUGAAAUACCGGGUGUGCUCCAUGGCUAUCCAUCCUUCCGAAAGCAUCAUCUUCGUGGCAGCUGGAGACAAGUCCGGGCAGAUUGGUCUCUGGAAUGUGAACUGUAAGUCUGAAGGAGCACACGUCUUCGUUCCGCACAAUUACCUGGUCAGCUGCAUGCAUUUUUCUCCAUUUAAUCCUGCUCACUUGCUGUCUCUAAGCAGUGACACUCUGCGAUGUGGCGACGUGACGAGAGCCGUCUUUGACGAGAUAUGCAGAAGUGAAGAAAACUUCUCUUCCUUUGACUUUUUGGAAGAUACCGCCUCCACUGCAAUAGUAGGGCACUGGGAUGGCAACGUUGCCAUUGUGGACAGACGGACGCCAGGAACAUCGUCAGAGCUUUCUGCAGACAUUGGCUUCAAAAGAACGAGGACGGUCCACGUGCACCCGGUGAAUAAGCAGUACUUCAUCGCCGCUGGCUCAGUGGAUGUUUGUAUUUAUGAUGUUCGAUACCUGAAGUCCAACAGGAACAAGCCUGUGAGCUCUCUUAAAGGACACACAAAAAGCGUUGCUUCUGCCUAUUUCUCGCCUGUGACUGGGAACAGAGUAGUGACGGUGUGUGCUGAUGAUAAGCUGAGGGUCUACGACACCACCUCUUUGUCGACAGUCGCGGUUCUCAGUACCAUCAGCCAUAACAGUAACACAGGGCGCUGGUUAACGAGGUUCAGAGCAAUAUGGGACCCUAAACAGGAGGACUGCUUCGUGGUGGGCAGCAUGGCGCAGCCCAGACAAAUCGAAGUCUUCCAGGAUACUGGAGAAUUGUUGCACUCCUUCUAUAACCUUGACUACCUUGGUUCCGUGUGCUCCAUCAACGUGGUUCAUCCCACUCAGAACAUCUUAGUGGGGGGCAACUCCAGUGGCCGCCUUCAUGUGUUCAAAGAAUAAAAAAAGUGGCUUGGAUUUUCCCCACCCCCCUUUUUGCAUUAAUUUGUUUAAUCCCUACCGAGCUGUUCCUAAGCCAGCUGUAUUUUCUCAGGACACGAGUGUAUUUUAAAAGCUUUAAAAUAAAUCUCCUAAGCUACCUUUGGCAUUCUUCUAAUUAAAAAUUAAUCCUGCUAUGACAGUAAGUUUUUACCAAACCAGAUUAAUUUUCCCUGAUACUGAAGUAAUUUUUCAAAAAAAAAGAAAAACCCCGUUGCCUGGGUAGGGUACUUGCGAAGCGGGAGGGCUCGUUCUCUGCCAGGUUGCGUGGUGCUCCCACCCUCUCGUAAGGCUGGUAGGCGUUCGGUAUCCCCGUCGUCGGCAAAAUCUUCUCCCUGGAGUCAGACCUCUACGGCCUAACCCGGCCCUUCCUGGGGCAGAAGGAAGGUCGGGGCCGCGGGCGCGGUUCCGGGGAAGCGCCGUGGUUGGGGGUUGCGCUUGGCGUCGUCGCGGCGUAGGCAGAGGGCUCUGUGGGUGCUGAGGGGCGGUGCGGUGGUCCUGGGCCAUGCGCUGCGGGUCACCGGCCUGCGCCUCCCCUUUCAGCCCCUGCAA